This is a messenger RNA of Carlito syrichta (Philippine tarsier), 4929 nucleotides long. It is a transcript of the gene KCNV1, whose product is annotated as potassium voltage-gated channel modifier subfamily V member 1. The transcript is spliced from 3 exons. Gene Ontology annotation, biological process: potassium ion transmembrane transport; protein homooligomerization. Gene Ontology annotation, molecular function: protein binding; voltage-gated potassium channel activity. Lineage: Eukaryota; Metazoa; Chordata; Mammalia; Primates; Tarsiidae. Bases 298 to 1806 code for a protein of 502 amino acids. The record is from RefSeq and is a predicted model, not a curated record. Gene Ontology annotation, cellular component: membrane; voltage-gated potassium channel complex.
UUUGGGAAAAGACACCACUGGCACGCGGCUGCGCUGGGCUUAGACUGCACUUGGUCAUUUCCCUCAGCGCGAACCCCUGCUCCCUCUCGUGUGCGCUGCCACCGGGCACGCGGCCCCUAGCGCUUGGAGGAGGGACCAGCGCAGGGGCGGAGAGAGCAGGGGUGCUCCAGUGCCGAGGCGCCCUCUCGGGAGCCCGGGAAAUCCCGGCUGCCACCGGGGGCCUGCCACCGCCCUCGCAGUACCCAGGCUUCCGGCGCGUCCUCAACUUUGUGGCGCCCCCAGACAGCGGCGGCCAAGAUGGAUCUGCCUUCCAGCGGCCGGGCGCUGCUGGACUCGCCGCUGGACAGCGACUCCCUAGCCUCCCUGGACUCCAGCGUGUUUUGCAGCGACGGGGAGGGGGAGCCCCUGGCGCUCGGGGACUGCUUCACGGUCAACGUGGGCGGCAGCCGCUUCGUGCUCUCGCAGCAGGCGCUGUCCUGCUUCCCGCACACGCGCCUGGGCAAGCUGGCCGUAGUGGUGGCUUCCUAUCGCCGCCCUGGGGCCCUGGCCGCCGCGCCCAGCCCGCUGGAGCUCUGCGACGAUGCCAACCCGGUGGACAACGAGUACUUCUUCGACCGCAGCUCUCAGGCGUUCCGCUACGUCCUGCACUACUACCGCACCGGCCGCCUGCACGUCAUGGAGCAGCUGUGCGCGCUCUCCUUCCUCCAGGAGAUUCAGUACUGGGGCAUCGAUGAGCUCAGCAUCGACUCCUGCUGCAGAGACAGAUACUUCAGAAGAAAGGAGCUGAGUGAAACUUUAGACUUUAAGAAGGACACAGAAGACCAGGAAAGUCAACAUGAGAGUGAACAGGACUUCUCACAAGGAUCUUGUCCCACUGUCCGCCAGAAGCUCUGGAAUAUUCUGGAGAAACCUGGGUCUUCCACAGCUGCCCGAAUCUUUGGGGUCAUCUCCAUUAUCUUCGUGGUGGUGUCCAUCAUCAACAUGGCCCUGAUGUCGGCGGAGUUAAGCUGGUUGGACCUGCAGCUGCUGGAAAUCCUGGAGUAUGUGUGCAUUAGCUGGUUCACCGGGGAGUUUGUCCUGCGCUUCCUGUGCGUGCGGGACAGGUGCCGCUUCCUGAGAAAAGUGCCAAACAUCAUAGACCUCCUAGCCAUCUUGCCCUUCUACAUCACUCUUCUGGUCGAGAGCCUGAGCGGGAGCCAGACCACACAGGAACUGGAAAACGUGGGGCGCCUUGUCCAGGUUUUGAGGUUGCUCAGGGCGCUGCGCAUGCUAAAGCUGGGCAGACACUCCACAGGGUUACGCUCACUUGGGAUGACAAUCACCCAGUGUUAUGAAGAAGUCGGCCUACUGCUCCUAUUUCUUUCUGUGGGAAUUUCUAUAUUUUCAACUGUAGAAUACUUUGCUGAACAAAGCAUUCCUGACACAACCUUCACAAGUGUCCCUUGUGCAUGGUGGUGGGCCACAACCUCUAUGACUACUGUGGGCUAUGGGGACAUUAGACCAGACACCACCACAGGCAAGAUUGUGGCCUUCAUGUGUAUAUUAUCGGGAAUCCUUGUCUUGGCCUUGCCUAUUGCUAUUAUUAAUGAUCGCUUCUCUGCUUGCUACUUCACCUUGAAACUCAAGGAAGCAGCUGUUAGACAGCGUGAAGCUCUAAAGAAGCUUACCAAGAAUAUAGCCACUGACUCAUAUAUCAGCGUUAACUUAAGGGAUGUCUAUGCCCGGAGUAUCAUGGAGAUGCUUCGAUUAAAAGGUAGAGAAAGAGCAAGUACGAGAAGCAGUGGGGGAGAUGACUUCUGGUUUUAAAUUCAUUUUCAAUGUAUUUACAAAAGGUGUGUGUAAUUAAUUUGAUUGAAAAAAACCUUGAUGUGGAUGUCUGUAUUCUGAUGAACCUCUUUGAAGCACUAUUUGUCUUAAUUUUUGCUGAUACAUUGCUUGGUCUACUAGACUAUUUCGCAUCCUCUAUAAAAACUACACAUUAUUCUGACACAUUGAGUCUCAAAAAUAGCCAAAUUAAUAUAACCAAAUGCAACUAGGUCAAUAUAAACAUGACUGAAUUGUCAAAUAUGAAAUAAUAUCAUUGCAAUACAUACAACAAAGUUAAAGCUUUUGUGUACUACUAAUUUUAGAAGUUUUUUGCACCACUUAUUUUUUUAAUGGCAGUUAAGCUGCAUUGCCCAGAUAAAAGACAAGUGAACAUUUAAGAAACACUGAACAACUUUGCUAUUUAAGGAUAUUCUUCAAGUGUACAAAUUACUCCUUUCCCCAUCAGUUAAAGUUGUUGAAUAUAACAAUUAGCUUUGCAAGAGAAAGACCUUAUUUGAAAGUCAGAGAUUGUGAUGAUUCUUUCUAGGGCAUAUCUCUGAUCACAAAUGAACUUAUCUCUGUAUCUCAUCAUUACUAUUGAAGGUGGGAAUCCCAAAACUGCUAGACUACAGUAGAUGAGUCUGUCCAAAGACUUUGAAAACUGCACAUCUUCAUUCUCCCAAAUAAGUGUAAUAUGUGAAGUAUAAAGCAGCAUAUUUCUAAGUACUUCAUGAAAACUAGAUGGUCUUUAAAAUGUCUCUUUAUGAAUGUAUUGUUCAAGUUAUGUCUUUAAAGUCAUGAGGAUGUAAAGGUGAAGUAGUGAAUAGUCCAAAUUUAUCAUUAAAAUUAUUAACAUUCUUAUUUCAUAAAAUGAAAAUGAUAUGUUGAAUGACACCACUAAAUGAACCCAAAGAUCUUUUGCUUGUUAGCAAAAAAAUAUUAUGGACAACUUUCUGACUGUUGAGGUAAAUACCAAAUGUUCAAAUUUUGACAGCUUUUGACACUCAUAAUAAUAAUAAAAUUCCCAGACAUUUUGUUAUAUAAUUAAAGCCAAGAACCUAAAGCUAAGAAUUAGCUCAUGAUUCCCAAUGUUUUAAUAAAUGAGAUUCUAAAAACUAAGAAUAAAAAGAAAUGGAUCACUUUAAUACCUGCAUUUUCAAUGAGUGUAACAGAACCUCCAAGGGAAGAAAAUUUGGGUUCUUGAGGAAAAAACCUUUACUCUUCUUACAUAUAAAACACAGAUGCAUAUUUAGUGCACACGCAUAUAUAUAGCAUAUCUGUGUUAUUAAAAUUUUAUGGAGUGGAAAUUAGAAAAAAAAAGGACAGAAGGCUCUUUGCCAGGGGUGAAUGAUGUUAUGAAACAUUGAGAAACACUGCUUUCAUAUAUGGUUAUAACAUAUUUUAUCAAUUCUGUUUAAGAUAUUGUUACAUUAUGAACUACCAAGAAAGAAAGAAAGGUGCCAGUGAAUUGUAAGAUGCAAUUUACUAUAACAUGCAUCUGGAUUUCAGAUAUGUAAAAAUUCAAAAUAAGUAUCUUAAAAAUCAAUGAAAUAUCACAUGUACUACCUCUUGUUUUCUGGUAUGCAUGCUUAAGCUCUGAAAACAUUUUCACUGAUGGCAUGAGUUUUAGAUUGUGUGCUAAAGUACUUUAAUCUAUUGACUUGUUUCCAUUUCUCCUAAAUAUUAUGAAAGAUUUAGGAGAUAUAAUAAAAUAAAUAUUUUCUUUUUUACACACAUACAUGGGUACUAGAUGAUGGCACAAGACCACUAGUCUUAGUUCAAAUUCCACUCACAAGCUGAAGAAGAAGUAGAGGUUAGACAUGGAAGGCAAGCGUUCUCUGACUUUUCUAGAACUUUCCCUAAUAACAAUAGUUACUCUGAUCCAGAACUAUGCUCUGAACUCAUCAUAUAUCAUUGUCUCCUCAAAAAAACUCUAUUAUAUAAUUACUAUUCUUAUAUAAACAUUCUUAAAUAAACAUUUUAUAUUUACUAAUUCAACAAAUAUUUAUUAAGGACCUUUCUAUAUAUUAGACCCUAGAGAAUCUUUGUUAAACAAAACCAGGUCCUGUUCUCUUGUAUUUAAUAUACUACUUGAGGCUCUGAAGGGAAGAUCAGCUACAAAAUUGAGACAUUAAAAGUCAUAAACUUGCCUAAUUUCACACAACCUGUGGAUGGCAGAGCCAGGACUGAAAAACAACCUGCCUGACCCCAAAAAUUCUAUAGAUUUUAUUCUUCCCACACAACCUGUGUGUAGGGAUUUAUUUUGUAAACAGGCAAGCCAACUUUUUGGGCUUGGAGAGGUUUGAUAUGCCUUAAGUAAAAUAUCAGCUUAUUCUCAGAGAUGAAAUGGUGCUUUUAAGGAACAGUUUAAGGUGACACUUUAUAGUCAUUACUAGAUAAGAAAUAUAUCAUCUUUAGAAUAAAUAAUAGUUGGAAAACUAAAAACCGUAACUAUGUAUAGUAUAUAUAAACUGUGUGUAUGUAUAUAUGUAUUUUUUAAUCAGAGAGGAUUCUAAACACAUUCUCCACAAAUGUGAUAUGUUAGCUGUACAGAUGUCAAGAUAUAGACGUUUCAAAAGAAAUUUUACAGCACCAUUGUUUAGUCAUCUUUAUGGUUAUAUAAAAUGUUAGUGCACUUAUUCAACAGAUGUUGAAUAAGCAAAACAAAUUUAGUUUAAGUAACAGGUCAAGGCAGGAACUCUGCUAAUUUUAUAUUUCAUCGUUUUAAAAACAUUGGAUAUUUUUAUAAUCUAAGAAUUAUUAUUAUAAAAAUAUUUAAAUAGUUUAGCAAUAUAACAUAAUAAAAUUAUUGUCUUUCUCUAAGCUAUUUAAAGAACACUAAUCAGAAGCAUUUAAAUACACAUAGGCCAUGCUUGAGUACCAUAAAGGACAAUUUUAAGAAACCACUGAGGUAUCUCUAAUAAGAGUAACAUAAUAGUUAUAUUUUAUUGAGUUUUUUCAUAUAGUGUGUGUAUACAAGGAAUUGUUGCAUUAAGUAUAAUCAAUGUUAUGUACAAAAGAGUUAACUAAGGUAGAUAUUUUAGUUGUGUGUUUCAAUGUGAAGUUCUUACUCUGAUUAAAAUCUUUAACUAGCUGUUGCAAAAAAUAUAUCUUCUGACCCAA